AUGACUCCACAAAUGAUGUCGGAAUCAACAACAAGCGACAGCACUAUCAGCGCGGAAGAGGAACAGGUGUACGACGAUGUGGAUUUAAACAGCCCAAAAUGGUCAUUGAAGGUCAAACUGGAGGAUGUCUUCAACCGAGUUUGCAACGAAGAAGAAGAAGAAGAUGUGUACGACGACUUCGACCUUAGCAGCCAAGAAUGGGCAUUAAAGGUGAAGCUGGAGGAUGUCGGCAAACAGGUUUGCGAACAAGAAGAAGAAGAAGAAAAAAAAAAAGAAGAAGAAGAAACGGUUUACGAUGACUGUGACUUUAGCAGCGAAGAAUGGGCAUUAAAGGUGAAGCUGGAGGAUGUCGGCAAGGAGGUUUGCGAGCGUAAGUUCCGCUUGCAUUUAGGCCAUGCAUUAAGUGACCCCCUAUUUGACUCGAUACAUUCUAAAAUAUUUUAUGCUGUUUAA
Messenger RNA from Dibothriocephalus latus, 453 nucleotides. The record is from the annotation of a GenBank genome assembly. NCBI's taxonomy places the organism in Eukaryota, Metazoa, Platyhelminthes, Cestoda, Diphyllobothriidea, Diphyllobothriidae.